AUGUGGAGGCUGAAGAUUGCAGAAGGAGGUAACAACCCUUUUUUGUACAGCACCAACGAUUAUGUAGGCCGACAGACAUGGGAGUUCGACCCCGACUAUGGAACGUCCCAGGACCGAGCCGAGGUUGAAAAGGCUCGUCAAGAAUUCUGGAACAACCGCUACAAGGUCAAGCCCAGCAGCGAUCUCGUCUGGCGGAUGCAGUUUCUACGAGAGAACAAUUUCAAACAGACAAUACCCCAAGUGAAAGUUGAAGAUGGAGAAGAUAUAACCUAUGAAACAGCAACAGCCACGCUUAAAAGGGCUGUUCACUUCUUCGCAGCCCUGCAAGCCAGCGAUGGCCAUUGGCCUGCAGAAAAUGCUGGUCCAUUGUUCUUUCUUCCACCUUUGGUCAUGUGUCUGUAUAUUACUGGUCAUCUUAACACUGUGUUUCCAGCAGAACAUCGUAGAGAAAUUCUCCGCUACAUUUACUGUCACCAGAACGAAGAUGGUGGGUGGGGUUUACACAUAGAAGGCCAUAGCACGAUGUUCUGCACCACUCUGAGUUACAUUUGUAUGCGUAUACUUGGAGAAGAACCCCAAGGUGGCGAAAACAAUGCCUGUGCUAGAGCAAGAAAAUGGAUACUUGACCAUGGCACCGUCACAGCAAUACCUUCAUGGGGGAAAACAUGGCUUUCGGUAUGA
This is a messenger RNA of Fraxinus pennsylvanica, 681 nucleotides long. The record is from the annotation of a GenBank genome assembly. NCBI's taxonomy places the organism in Eukaryota, Viridiplantae, Streptophyta, Magnoliopsida, Lamiales, Oleaceae.